CAUGGUUCACUUCACAGCUGAGGAGAAGGCAGCUAUCACAAGCAUAUGGGAUAAAGUGGACUUGGAAAAAGCUGGAGGAGAAACCCUGGGAAGGCUCCUGAUUGUCUACCCAUGGACUCAGAGAUUCUUUGAAAAAUUCGGAAACCUCUCUUCUGCCCAAGCCAUCAUGGGUAACCCUAGGAUCAGAGCCCAUGGCAAGAAAGUGCUGACAUCCCUAGGUUUGGCUGUUCAGAACAUGGACAACCUCAAGGAGACUUUUGCUCAUUUGAGUGAGCUUCACUGUGACAAGCUUCAUGUGGAUCCUGAGAACUUCAAGCUCCUGGGCAACAUGCUGGUGAUUGUUCUGUCUUCUCAUCUUGGCAAGGAAUUCACUGCCGAGGUGCAGGCUGCCUGGCAGAAGCUGGUGGCUGCGGUGGCCAAUGCUCUGUCCCUCAAAUACCACUAAGCCCUCUUUCCUGAUGACCAGCACUGCUGUGUACCCCUCAUCCCCAUCCUACACAAGACCACUGUGCUCAAAUUUGAAACCAGAAUUUCUGUUUAAUAAAGUCUAUUCUUUUCAGUAA
Messenger RNA from Mesocricetus auratus (golden hamster), 563 nucleotides. RefSeq names its product hemoglobin subunit beta-Y-like. The record is from RefSeq and is marked provisional. Gene Ontology annotation, molecular function: hemoglobin alpha binding; heme binding; oxygen carrier activity. NCBI's taxonomy places the organism in Eukaryota, Metazoa, Chordata, Mammalia, Rodentia, Cricetidae. Gene Ontology annotation, cellular component: hemoglobin complex; haptoglobin-hemoglobin complex; blood microparticle. Gene Ontology annotation, biological process: hydrogen peroxide catabolic process; oxygen transport.